AGAGAGAGAGAGAGAGAGAGAGAGAGAGAGAGAGAGAGAGAGAGAGAGAGAGAGAGAGAGGUGCAGAAGGGUACCACGGGCUGCUCAUUCUGAGGUGUGAAACUGUGAACCGCGCGCUCAUCGUCUCCAACGGCACAUCUCGAGCCCGUCAGCGACUUUAUGUCGGACUCGGACGGGCUUGCAGGACUUUAUGAUUUAUGCGACUUCAUGUCGGACGGAUUUCUGUGACAACUCCCUGGCGGACCCUCCGGAACUCAGCACGAGACCCUUGUCCCGAUGAAUGGAGUCGCUUUCUGCCUGGUCGGAAUCCCGCCCUGCCCAGACGCCGCGGCUGCCCUACCCAGAGAUGGACUGGACUCAGCCAAUCAGCAUCCCCGACGAGGCUCAGGAGGAGCCAAUGGAAAUUCUAGACGGGGCUCAGCGGCCAAUGGGAAUCCUCGGCCGGUGGUUGAGGGACGGGCGACACGGCAGUGGGCGGGGCCUCGGAACCUGCUGCUGCGGAAGGGGGCGGAGUGUCAUGGCUUCGGGUUCACACUACGCCACUUUAUCGUGUACCCACCGGAGUCAGCGAUCAGGGAUGAGAUCAAUGGGAAUCAAAGGGGGCUGGAGCCGAUGGACACCAUCUUUGUGAAGAACGUCAGAGAGAACGGCCCCGCCCACUUGGCCGGCCUAUGCACAGGCGACAGGCUGGUGAAGGUGAAUGGGGAGAGUGUGCUGGGGAAGACCUACGCACAGGUGAUCUCACUCAUCCAGAACAGUGAGAGUGUGUUGGAGUUGUCUAUUAUGCCCAAAGAUGAAGAUGUACUACAACUGGCCUUUUCCCAUGAUGCCUUGAGGGGUACCGUGCCGUAUGUGGGAGGAGCUGAGUGCAUCCCGGCACCACCUCCACCAUGUUACCGUAGCAACGCCCCCAACAGCCCCGUCUACUCCGGCCAGACGUCGCAGGAUUGGUGGAGCCGCCGGCCAAGCCCCACGUCCCCAUUGGACAGCAGACGGAGCCCCGUGUCCCCAUUGGACAACUGGACCGAGGGCGGCGUCGGAUUGGCCAGAUGCUCCUCUUCCUCUUCCGGCCACACCCACCGUCGCCAUAGUAACCAGAUGUGGUCUCCGCCCUCCAGUGGCGGCUCAGCGGCGACAGCGCAGGCCCUGAGUGACUGGUACUACAGCCAGACAAACGCACACACGCGCCCCCACACACACGCAAACACACACUCACAACGUGGCCUGCGCCCCCCAACCACCCCCCCCGCUCCCAGACGCAGACCCCCCCGACACCGCAGUGCCUCCCACGAUCGCCUGGCACUACACACACAUGUACCGCAACACACACACACACACGCACCCACACACACACCACCCCACUACCCCCCGACCACACCUCCCUCUCCUCGACGCCGCAGUGCCUCCACAGACAGGUUGGCCGACGGACGCUGUGGGCGGAGCUACAGCAGGUCCGAGGAUGCAUUGCAGCAGCCGGGCUACGACUACGACUACGGCCACGGCAGCCCUGAUUGGUCCAUAGAACCGGAGGGGGUGUGGCCGGUACGCUCGCGCUCAGAGUCGCUGCUGCUGUCGUCCUCCGCCUAUCGCAGGGAAACUCGCCGUCCAUUGGACAGCCGGGACUGGCAGGCCCCGCCCUGGGCGGCCUCCUCUUCCAAUGACAGGCGAGAGAGUCUCCCAAACCCCGCCUACAGAGGGACAGCACUUCAGUUUCAGCACACGCACACACCAGCGUACAAACACUCACCGCAGCAGACCCCAGAACACACACCACAGUAUUACGGACAAGCGACCCAACACACACCCCAACACACACCCGCACACACACCUCAACACACACCGCAGUAUUACGGACAGCAACAGUAUGGAACUCAAAACACACCCAAGUCCCCUCCACAAUACUACAGACACACAUCUCAACACACACACACGCCCCAGCACACACCCCAAUCCCCACCGCAAAUUUAUGGAAACACCCCCCAAAACACACACACACCCCAGUACACAUCCCAACACACACCCCAGCACACACAGCAAAACAGACACACUCCGGAGUCACGCACUCAACAGACCAUUGCCUCCGUCACCAUGGUAACCCCAGACCACACCCCUCCGCUGCAGAGGCCGGCCCCCUUGGUCCUGUGGUCGGAUUCUCAGGGUUACCGUAGCUACAGCCCGUCAUUCCACCGCAAGACCGGUCGGCUUCUGCAGCAGCGUUCCUUUAGCCACGCCCCUUUCACCUGGAGCCCUCCCCUUGACCAAUCGCCGGAGCCCGUCCCUAUUCUCGACCAAUCAGCAGAGCCCGUGCCUCCUCCAGACCAAUCACCAGACCCCGUCUUCUCAGACCUGCCCGUCGAGGGCCAGCCCUCCAAUCAGCAGCCAGCAGGCCAGGAAGAGCCGGAGCCUGAGGUGGUGAUGCGGCAGAAGCCCCCUGGUGGCCGCAAGCCGCACCACGCCCUGCAUCUCCACCUAUCAGAGGCCACGAUGGAGGCUCUGCAGCUAUCAGACGUGGCCCUCGGACUUGGCCCCGCCCUCGCCAGUGCUGACCAAUCAGCUGCCGAUGCACGCCAUGGCAACGAGUCAGCCUCAGCCCCCCUGCACACGAGCGCUGGGACCUCGCCUGCGGCUGAUGAUUGCUUAGCAACCAUCCCCUUUAUCGAUGAGCCUACUAGUCCUUCUGUAGACCUUCGUGCUCGCCUAGUCUCCGCCUCUUCAGUGGUGUGCCCCGCCCCUUCGGAACACAUAACCCCUGUAGGCCCCACCCCUACGGAACCCAGAAGCCCUGUAGCCGACGCCCCCUCCACAGACCCCGUCCCCUCUACCUCCUUCACAUCCCUUCUGUCUCGCAAGCUCCACCUCUCCCACUACAGUAUGAAGACGAGUCGGCGCUCCUCUUACCUUUUGGCUGUCACGGCGACGCGCUCCAAGUCAUGUGACGAAGGACUCAACAUGAUGAGAGAGGAGAGAGCACUAGCGAAUCAGCCAAAGAGAACGAAGAGUUUCUUCACUGAUGAGCCUCUAUGCGACGGGGGUUCGAAGAGGCACUCGGCUUCAGAGCUGGAGAGCGGCUACACUGAGAGCUGGAGGGAGGGCUGGCUGCAGUACAAGCUACUGACUGUAGAGGGCAACAAGAAGGUGGCCAGUGGCAUGCGUCCCUGGAGGCGUGUCUACGCCGUGCUGCGUUCCCAUUCGCUCUUCCUCUACAAGGACAAGCGGGAGGCGGUGCUCGGGGGCGGGACCGGCGAGGACGAGCAGCCAAUCAACAUCGCCGGCUGCCUGGUUGACAUCGCCUACAGCGAAACGCGGCGCAGGAACGUCCUGAGGCUCAGCACGCAGGACUACAGCGAACACCUGCUGCAGGCCGAACACCGAGAGGACAUGCUGACCUGGGUCACGCACAUCAGGGAAAACAGCAGGACGGACAACGAGGAGCUGCUGUCAUUCUCCAAGCAAGCACUUAUCAACAAGAAACUCAAUGACUACCGCAAGCAGAGUGUUGUAGGCAAGCCGGACUCAUCUCCCCGGUUGUCUCGUAUGAAGCCGCCAUUCCUGAAAACCGACUCACCCUCAUCACCACGUUCCCCUAAGUCUGACAGCAAAGAUGAGAGCCCUCCCAAGUCUCCAUGGGGCAUCAGUCUGAUGAAGAGAGGCCAGCGAAGGGUUAAUGCUCCGAAAGCCUUUGGAGUUCGAUUGGACGAGUGCCAACCAGCCACCACCAAUAAGUAUGUGCCUAUGAUAGUGGAGAUGUGUGUGUGUGUGAUGGAGUCUAGUGGUCUGGACACUACAGGGAUCUAUCGGGUGCCUGGCAACAACGCCGCCGUCUCUGGCCUCCAGGAGGCGCUGGACCGAGGAGCCGACAUCAACACACAGGACGAAAGGUGGCAAGACCUGAAUGUGGUCAGCAGCCUCCUGAAGUCCUUCUUCCGGAAACUUCCAGAGCCGCUCUUCACGGAUGACAAGUACAGUGAGUUCAUUGAGGCCAAUCGAAUGGAGGACGCCAGCGGAAGACUCAGAAAGAUGAAGUCACUGAUCCAUGAUCUUCCAGAUCACCAUUUCUACACUCUCAAAUUUCUGCUGAGACACUUGAAGACAGUAGCAGAACAUGCAGACAAAAACAAGAUGGAGCCGCGUAACCUGGCGCUGGUGUUUGGGCCGACGCUGGUGCGAAUGUCAGAGGACAACAUGAUGGACAUGGUGACACACAUGCCAGACAGAUACAAGAUCGUCGAAACACUACUGCAGCACUAUGAGUGGUUCUUCAGUGAGGACACGGAGAAGGAGGAGAAGACUCCAGAGGGUUCUGACGAUGUGCACCAGCCACCAGUCCCAAACAUCGAUCAUCUGCUGUCCAACAUCGGUCGCACGGCAACCUCGACAGAUCCCUCAGAACCGAACUUCAGUGAAUCUCCCAAAUCUAAGGGUGCGUGGGCGGCUCCCGAGGUGCUGAUGAUGUCGGUCAUGUCUGCGGUCACCAAGCGGCGGCGCGGGCGCCAACCAGCCUCUGCCCUCAGCAUCGACGAGGACUCAGACCUCCAACCAAUCACAGCCUGCAUCUCUCCAGAUCUCCCCGCCCCCAAAGCGGAAGACCCCGCCCCUAAAGCUGAAGGGGAGGAGGAGGAGGACGACGACGAAGAGGAUGAUGAUGAGUGUGUCAGCGUUGAUGAUGACGAGUGUGAUGAAGACGAUGAUGACGUCGAUGACGAUGACGAUGAUGGUGGUCGUGAUGACGAUGAAAAGUCUGCUAGUGUUGCCGAGGAGCUGUCGCCCGUGGUGACAGCAGUGGCCAAAGGAGGCAACACCCGGAGCGGGGACAACAAACACCCCCCGACACACACACACGCCUCUUCACCCACACGCAAACACUCCUCUACACUCUCAUCCUCCUCUGACACCACCUCCACACACACCUCACCCACUCCCACACACACCUCCGCUGCACACCCUUCCACCCCCCGUCUGCAGUCUCGGCCCUCCUUCUCCUCCUAUAGGCUGAUGCAGUGUGACACUCUCGCCCGCAAGAGGCAAAAGGGCGGGCUCAGAGCCAAACGCCCGCCAGAGUUACGCAGCCUCUCAUUGGACAGCAUUGGACAGCCUGGUCCCUCCCCUCUAAGCCCGUUGGACAGCCCUGGAGGGUCUAGCCGCUCCCCUCGAUUGUCAUCGGACACGGAUUCUCUUAGUCCCUCCCCGAUAACCCCACUGUCUGCACCCUCUUAUGCAUUCACACCUCCACACACACCAACACGCACACACACACUACCCGACGAUGCCACUUCUCACUCCGACCUGUUUACAAUGAACACACCGGACUCACACACACCUUUAACGGACACCGCAGACACGCACACACAUGUAAUGGACACAGCAGACGCACACACACUUUCAACGGACAAACCAAACACACACACUCAGGACGGCCAACACACACCCUCACACUCACACAUACCAUUGGGGAAUGCCCAACACACACACACAAACUCACAGAGCGCCCCACAACACACGCGUAGAAGCUCAGAGGACACGCAGUCACACUCACACACUCCGUCAGAGGACGCCCCAGACGACGCACACUCGGAGAAUCCCCAACAGCCGGCAAACUCACACACGCACUCAGUGACAGAAAACCAACUCACACACUCAGAGGACUCCACAGACACACACUCGCGCAGUCACAAGUCGUCAGAGGACCCCGCACACACACACUCGGAGGACCCCCAACACACACACUCACUCACACACACCGCAGACCCCCAACAUACACACCCAGAUAACUCACAACACACACAAUCUGCAGACCUCCAACAGACACAGUCAGAGAGCCCACAAAACGCAGACGCAGCAGACAGCCAACACACAGACUCUGAGAACCCCCAACACACACACUCAGUGGAUAGCCAACAAACAGACGCAGGGAACACCCAACAUACACACUCGCCCACACACACCGCAGACCCCCAACACACACACUCGGAGGCCGCAGCCUUCAGUCCAGGCCUAGCAAGUGGGCGGGGUCUCGCGGGCUCGGCUGAGGAGCUUCGGCCAAUGGGAUUGCGCACGCAGUUGUCCCCGGAGACGCGGCGCCGGAGGAGGGCGUGGCGGCGUCACACCGUGGUUACCACGCCGACCGAAAUGUCCGUCGGCCGUGGCAACAAGCCCGCCCUGGUCACACCCCCAGCCCCGCCCACAGAUGCUACCAUGGCAACCAGCCCAUUACACACCUCACGGCUCCACCAGUUCCUCUAACACACACACACACACACACACACACACACGCACACACACACACACACUUUUUACACACGCUAUCAUUUAUAUAAACAGUUCCUGAAACUGUAGCCACCAGGAUGAAAAGGACUGUCACCAUAGUGACCAGAGGAAUGCGGACUCUCUUCAUAGUGACGAGGACUGUUACCAUAGCAACCUGGGGGACAGUGACUGUGUCCAUACUGACCAAGUGGACAAGUCUCUCUUGAUUGCAGCAUGCUUUUGCCAAAGCUUCACACUAACACAAACACACACUCGCAAACAUUUAUAACAUGUACUUUAUACAUAUAAGCUAUUGUUUUGAGACACACGCACACACACACACACACACACACACACACACACACACACACACACACACACACACACACACACACACACACACACACACACACACACACACACACACACACACACAUAGAGACACACACAAACACAUACACACACGCACACACACACGCUCACCCACAGAAAGUAAUAAAAUACACAAAAGUGCACUUAUGUAAAUGUGCAUGAGUAUUGUAAUAAACAGAUAUGCAUAAAGUUAACACACACACACACACACACACACACACACACACACACACACACACACACACACACACACACACACACACACACACACACACACACACACACUGAUUAUGCCAUGUCAGAUGAUGUACAUGUAUUUGCUUGUGCGUGCUUGGGUAAGCUUGCUUUGCAAACAUCUCUUCAGCCCAGCUCGCUUUGCUCCUCUUUACGGCUGGGCAAGUUAACCACGAAACACACGGACAGUGUUAAUUCUACACUAACAUUGAAUUCACAAAUACAACUCAUACUUGGCGUGGAGCAACGCGGCAUCAUGACAAUGCGUAUAAAUCAGGGCUGUAACGAUACACUCAACUCACGAUUCGAUUUGUAUCAAUUCGUAUCACGAUUUUCAUCCUAUGGUUCGAAGCACCCUGCCAUUUUGUUUAAAACAAUUUUAAGAAUAAUAAUGAUAAUAAUUUGAAGCUUGGAAGCACUAUCAUAUCCUAUAAUGUGUAUUUUGUUUUGGGCUGAAGAGAAACAGAACUUUGAAAAGGUGUAUCACGAUUCUGCCUUCUUGAACCGCGGUGCAGUAUUGUGACUGUGUAUCACGAUUUCUCGAUUCCUAUCGUUACAGCCCUAGUAUAAAUACAACACCGAUUUGAACCGUCUAUGGUGUGUGUGUGCACCACGUUUCCUCGUGCUCUACAACACCCUGUGGUUAAGGUUAUGAGUGGUUUUGGUCACGGUCAUUUUCGCCGUUUUCCUUGCUUGUUUCUCUGCUGUUGGCAAAAGUAAAAAUUGCACAAACGCUGCUUUACUGACAGGUUAGGGCUGGGAAUAGUUUUGGGUAGGCCACAGCGUAGCAUUUUUGCGUUUAGCCACAGAAAUUCACUGCGACCUGGAGAAAAACUUGCCUCACACGAGCCUGGUCAUGUGACAAAACUGCUGUUCCACGACCUAACAAGGAAAUGCGUUGUACCUACACGUGGAAUGCACUAGUGUGAAAAUAACACGCCUUUUCAUGAUGCCAGUCUGCACAGAGACAGUAACGGUCAGGUGUGUUCAAAGUGUUUCAAGCAGUGUGCUCAGGUCUUUCACACUGCGUAGUCUCUCUGUGUGUGUGUGUGUGUGUGUGUGUGUGUGUGUGUGUGUGUGUGUGUGUGUGUGUGUGUGUGUGUGUGUGUGUGUGUGUGUGUGUGUGUGUGUGUGUGUGUGUGUGUGUUCGUGUGUGUGUAUUUAUACCAUUCAUUUCAAUGGGACACUGCAAAGACACGCUCCACACUUAAGAAAAAUAGACAGAUUUCAAUAGCCUUGUCAGACGGUUACAACUCUUUUGGUGUGGAGGGACUAAUCUGUUUUCAAGUUCUUUGAACAUUUAUGGACAAAAAAACCCCAGCAAAACUCAAAAACUCUGCACCAUCCCCACAGAAAAGCUUGGUGUGAAUGAGCGCUCAGAGAACCUCAUAUAGUACAUACAGAGUGCUAAACUCAGCUGUCUUUAAGUGUUGAAUUAACACUGCAAAAUGAACUGUGCAUGUACUGUACACACCAACCUGACUGUCGCCAGGGGGGUUAUACGAAGAACAUAGUGAUAAACCAGGCUUAGUUAACCUGCAGAAAGUGGUAAAUAGAUCUACCUGAAAUAGAUCUACUUGUAGGUAUCAUUUAGCUAAGAAAAUCAGGACACCAGGCAUUUCUAUAGAUGAUUUACCUCUACCAUAAGGUUAACUUCACCUGGUUUACUACCGAAACAGCUCAGCUCGGUGUGUUUUCGCACAGUUCCGUGAGCUCCUCACACAUAGGAAUGUGAGCGCGUGUGGAGCAAGACAAAACCACAUCCAUCUGGCGAGAGACAGGUUAUGCACACACACACACACACACACACACACACACACACACACACACACACACACACACACACACACACACACACACACACACACACACACACACACACACACACACACACACACACACACACACACACACACACACACACACACACACACACACACACUUUGAGGCCCAAACUAAUCUCAUAUACACUCACACACACCAGGAAUUACAUCUUCUCAGAAAUGCAUCAUGUUUACCUUUUUUUUAAUUACAAGAUGUUUUUUUUACGACAUGGAAAUGUUUUUGUUUGCGCAGGUACUUGAACUAUAUGAAUAUUGCUUUGUACUGUAAAUACGAGACUCCAUUGGUUACGAAUGGUUAUUAUUAAUAUUGCUUUUUCAAUACAAGACUCUAUUGGUUAAUAUUCAUUAUUAAUAUUGCUUUUUAAAUGCAAGAUUCCAUUUGUUAAUAUCAGUUAUUGUUCUAAAUAAAAGACUUUGUUGGUUA
Engraulis encrasicolus (European anchovy) is the source of this 9117-nucleotide messenger RNA. Its product is annotated as rho GTPase-activating protein 23-like. Lineage: Eukaryota; Metazoa; Chordata; Actinopteri; Clupeiformes; Engraulidae. Gene Ontology annotation, biological process: signal transduction. The transcript is spliced from 24 exons. The coding region runs from base 277 to 6240 and encodes 1987 amino acids. Gene Ontology annotation, molecular function: protein binding. The record is from RefSeq and is a predicted model, not a curated record.